Molecule: messenger RNA, 1890 nt
Organism: Zeugodacus cucurbitae (melon fly)
Lineage: Eukaryota; Metazoa; Arthropoda; Insecta; Diptera; Tephritidae
Product: cytochrome P450 6a2
Exons: 2
Coding region: 300-1820 (506 amino acids)
Molecular function (GO): oxidoreductase activity, acting on paired donors, with incorporation or reduction of molecular oxygen; iron ion binding; heme binding
Source: RefSeq, a predicted model, not a curated record
AAUCGUCGCGGCGAACGCGAACACAGUGCAAAAAGCUAGUUUUGCGGCAUCGCAUUUGACAAAACAACUCGUGUGAAUUCGCUAUUUUGCGCUAGCUAGCUCAUCAACCUGUUCGCGUUCGCUACAACAGCUGUUCUCCGUUAGUUUGUCCGCGAACGUAGGUUGGAGAGUGCGCGUCAAUUUUUCGCGCGUAGUGAAAGAAAAUAUAUUGAAAGCAAAGCUUACUUUAGAAUAAAAGUGCAAAUAAUAAAUACAAAAUAUAAAGGAAGUGAUUGCAAAACAAAAACAAAACAAAAACAAUGGCGUUCUUAUCGCUCUGGAUACCAGUGUAUCUCUUCAUUGCCGCUGCGUCGCUACUCUUUGUGUGGUGGCGCAAGGGGCUCAACUAUUGGGCGGAGCGUGGUGUGGUGUAUGACAAACCCUCGCUGCUCUAUGGCAAUAUGCGCGGUGUGGGGCGUACACAAACGCUACGUGACCCCUUUCAGAAGUUCUAUCAGAAAUAUAAAGAUGUAGCGCCAUUCGGCGGUUUCUAUUUGUCGCUACGUAUUGCCGUCGUGCUCUUCGAUUUGGAUUUGAUCAGGAAUGUGUUGGUGAAAGAUUUUGCGAAUUUCACCAAUCGCGGUGGCUACUAUAAUGUGAAAGAUGAUCCGAUUUCGGGACAUGUCUUCAAUUUGGACGGCACCAGUUGGCGGCACAUGCGCGCUAAACUCACGCCCACCUUUACAUCGGCCAAAAUGAAAUAUAUGUUUCCGACAGUCGUCGCAGUAGCCAAAGAGUUCGUUAAGGUAAUGCAGCAGGAGACGACAGCGCUCGCAACGACAGACGCAUCAAAGCAAGGCAUUGAAAUAAGAGAUCUGUUGGCGCGCUUCACCACCGAUGUGAUCGGCAGUUGCGCCUUCGGGCUCGAGUGCAAUAGCCUGCACGAACCGAAUACGGAGUUUCGUGUGAUGGGCAAGAAAAUCUUCUCCCAACGGCGGCAUGGACGUUUCGUCUUCGCUUUCGCACAGGCUUAUCCAAAUUUGGCGCGCAAGUUGGGUAUCAAAAUGACACCCAACGAUGUGAGUGAAUUCUUCCGCAAAGUAGUACACGACACGAUCACAUAUCGCGAGCAGACUGGCAUACAGCGUAACGAUUUUCUCAAUCUACUGCUGGAGCUGAAGAAACAAGAGAAUGGCUUGAGUUUGGAUCAAAUCGCUGCGCAGUCGUUUGUGUUCUUUAUCGCCGGUUUCGAGACGAGUUCGAGCACAAUGAGUUUUGCACUCUACGAGCUGGCGUUGCAUGCGGAAAUACAAGAGAAAGCGCGCGCUGAGAUUGAGUCCGUGUUGGCGCGUUACGACGGCGAGAUAACAUAUGAGGGUGUGCGUGAGAUGCAGUAUUUGUACCAGAUAUUUUGCGAAACUCUCCGCAAAUACUCGAUUGCCACGAUUACUAUGCGCAAAACAAUGAACGAUUAUCAUGUGCCGAAUACAAAGCAUGUAAUCGAGAAGGGUGUCAUCGUCGUUAUACCCAUCGAUGCUAUACAUCGCGAUCCCGCAAUCUAUCCCGAUCCGGAACGUUUUGAUCCCACACGCUUCGAACCCGAAGCAAUAGCCAAGCGUCAUCCCAUGACUUGGCUGCCAUUCGGCGAGGGUCCACGCAAUUGUAUUGGCCUGCGUUUCGGUAAAAUGCAGGCAAUGGUCGGCCUGGCCUUACUACUGAAGAAUUUCAAAUUUACACUGGCUCCCCAAACGCAAGUGCCGCUCGAGAUGAAAAUGGAUAGCUUUGUAUUGAACAGCAAAGAUGGCAUUCAUUUGCUUGUGGAGCCGAUUGCUAGCUCGUAAUUCAAUAGUAUUUUAUUUGUUGUAUUUAAUUUUUAGUAUUAAUAAAUGUUUAAUAAUUAAUAUUCACAAA